This is a messenger RNA of Striga hermonthica, 1413 nucleotides long. Lineage: Eukaryota; Viridiplantae; Streptophyta; Magnoliopsida; Lamiales; Orobanchaceae. The record is from the annotation of a GenBank genome assembly.
AUGUGGUGUAAAGUGGAGGGUUUACAUGGGAAUGCAAGAGUAAGAGGAGUGAAUUUGGGUGGUUGGCUGGUAAUUGAGGGGUGGAUUAAGCCUUCUCUUUUUGAUGGUAUCCCUAACGGGGACAUGCUUGAUGGAACAGAGGUUCAGUUCAGAUCAGUGAUUUCUAACAAGUACGUGUCGGCUGAGAAUGGUGGUGGGUCAACGGUUGCGGUUGACCGUGACAUUCCUCUUUCUUGGGAAACAUUUCGGUUAUGGAGGGUUUCGGAGUCGAUUUUCCAGUUUCGCACGUAUGGAGGCCAAUAUCUGUCUUGUGGUGGAGAUGGUAACUUUAUGAAUGCAACAGCAGGGUUAGCAUCAGAUACAGAAACAUUUUAUGUGGAAAGGAAUAAAGACAACCAGAUUCAUAUUAAGCUCAAGACAGGAACAUAUUUGCAGGCUUCAAAAGACAACAAGCUCACAGCGGACUAUCGAGGGACACCCGGUUGGGAUGAUAAUGCUGCCACAUUUCAGCUGAUAAUCGUCUCGAAUACUCUGCAUGGAGACUACCAGCUUGCCAAUGGAUAUGGACAUGAUAAGGCACAAGAAGUCUACAAGAAGCAUAGGGACACUUUCAUCACGGCAAAAGAUUUUGAAUUCUUAUAUAGACAUGGAAUAAAUACAGUGCGAAUCCCAGUUGGCUGGUGGAUAGCUUAUGAUCCCGAUCCCCCGCCUCCUUUUAUUGGGGGAAGUCUUGAAGCUCUUGACAAUGCAUUUUCUUGGGCACAAACCUUCAGCCUGAAGUGCAUAAUUGACCUUCAUGCUGCACCAGGCUCCCAGAAUGGGGCAGAACACAGUUCUAGCCGAGAUGGAACGACGGGAUGGCCCUCAUCAGUUGAUUAUAUCUCACAAACUUUACAUGUCAUAGAUUUUCUUGCUUCAAGGUAUGCAAGACAUCCUUCAUUACUGGGUAUCGAGCUAUUAAACGAGCCAUCUGCAGCCUUAGUCCCAUUGGACACACUAGUUUCAUAUUACAAACAAGGUUACCAAAUUGUUAGAAAUUACUCAUCUGCUGCUUAUGUUAUAUUCUGUCAAAGAAUCGGAAAUGCGGACCCAUUUGAGCUCUUCCAUGCCAAUAUAAGCAAUGCGAACACGGUUAUCGAUUCUCAUUACUACAAUUUGUUCGAUUCGUUUUUCUCCAACAUGACCUCUUCAGAUAACAUUCAGUUUAUAUAUAGCAACCGAGCGAUUCAGUUGCAAGCUCUCAAUAAUGCAAACGGACCACUCGUGUUUGUUGGGGAAUGGGUGAAUGAGUGGAUCAUAACCGGUGCAUCUCGGACUGAUUAUGAAGAAUUCGGACGAGCCCAAUUGGAGAUAUAUAAUGAAGCCUCGUUUGGAUGGGCUUACUGGACAUUGAAGAAUGACCGUAAGCAUUAG